AUGCAUAAUGGCAGACUGGAAAUGUAACGGCAUCGACAACUGCGGAGAUCUCUCGGAUGAAAUCUGCAUUCACUGCCCAGACGGAAUGAGAAAAUGUGAUGAUGGGAAAUGUAUUCUAGAGUCCACCAUGUGCAAUGGAGUGGAAGACUGUCUCGAUGGCACUGACGAACCCAUCACUUGUGGCAGGAAUUGUUCUGUGAACAAUGGAGGCUGCACGGACACAUGUACUGAGACAUACUGGGGGGUGAAGUGCUCAUGUAAUCCUGGUUGGGAUCUCCAUGCCAGUGGUAUGAAUUGUACAGAUACUGAUGAGUGUGCAGUAGCAUACAGCCCUUGCAGUCAAUUGUGCAAGAACACAGUAGGAUCUUUUACCUGUGACUGUGUACCAGGAUAUCAACUCUACAAUGGAACUGCUUGUCGGGCUUUUGGUAAAGCUACCAGAUUUCUACUGGCUGUAAAGGAAGAUCUUGUACUCCUGGAUUCAAGAUCUCAUGACUACAAGGUCCUCGUGAAGACCAAGACAACACUUGGCUCUGUUGCCUAUGACUUGUCAAGGGAUGCUUAUUAUUGGGCUGAUGAAGACAAAAAACUGCAUGUUUAUUUUAUGGGGGGAAAUGACCGUCUUCUCUAUCCAGAUGCUGGAGAGGUCAACAGCAUCUCUGUAGACUGGCUGACAGGGCAGCUGUUCUGGGCCAGUAACUCACCUGACGCCAUCUUUGCUGGUUUGAAUGACGGCAGAGGAUAUGUGAAAGUCCUCGAGAAGAACGUGGUGCCGGAGCAGCUCACUGUGUCUCCAGAAAGAAGGUACAUGUACUGGGUGAACCGUGGUGCAAAAAGCAGGGCUGUAAUAGAAGGUGCAGGGAUGGAUGGCUCAGACAGGCACUUGAUCGCUGUUGUAACCAAAGAAGGACCAGUGGGAUUGACUCUUGAUCAUGUAACUGGCAGGCUGUACUGGAUCAGUGAGUAUAAAGAGUCCAUAGAGACCAUAAAGGUGGAUGGGUCUGGCAGACAUACUUUCCCUGAUAUGCUACCAAAUGAGCAGAAUCCUCACAGCCUCGCUGUCUUUGAGAACUCCUUCUUCUGGGCGGACAGCUGGCAUCUCGUUUCUGCAUCCCGUACCUCACGAGGUGUUCGUACGUUGCUGAACUCUACAAUCUCCUCCUUCGCUGUGCUCCACGAGGUACUUCAGCUUCCACGUCUCACAAAUGUGUGUCUUCCUGGGUUGUGCAGCCACAUCUGCCUCUUGUCGCCAGUCCAUCCUAAAGGUUACAGAUGUGCCUGUCCAGAGGGCAGUUCUCUCCUCCCUUCUGGAAAAUGUGCUGCGCUGGAGGUGUUGUAUGCUACUAAUAACAAGAUCUACUUACUCCAAGUUGAGCCAAAGGAAUUGGAGCGUCCGUGUAAACUGGUGCAGACCUGGUCAGAAAAUAUCUACUUGCAGGACAUGGACUGGCGCCGGGGCUUAAUCUAUUGGACAGAUAGCAAAGGGCAGCUGAUGCGCUUCCAUAGAGCGACCAGAACAGACAUGAUGAUCCCUACUAAUUCACCAGUCUGCGCAGCAAGUGUUGAACGAUCCUCUGGAGAUCUGUAUUGGCUGAACUGUGACAGAACAGAAAUUAAAGUGACUAGAUAUGCUGGCAUGAUGACACAGGCCCUCUAUCGUGCCCAGCAUAGAAUUUGGCGCCUAUUCCUUGAUUGUCAGAGAGCAUCUCUUUACUGGCUUGAAAGUGGGAAACCUGUUCAGAAGAUGGACCUCGAUGGCAGCAACGUCAAGGAAGUGUGGAACAACACCUGGACAGAGAAUGCCCCAAUUGCUUUUGAUAUCGGCUCUCUCAGCUUUAUCUGGAGUUCCAAAGAUAUGGUACUUAAAGGGUGGAGUCUAAUUGGUCGCAGAGAGUAUAAUCUGAAAGAGAGCUGGACAGAUGGAAUAGCAGCUGCCUAUGGGCCUUUCCUGGUGUCAUUCAACAAAACAACACUCAUGGUAUGGGAUAAAAGAUCGAUGGAGCUCUCUGCUGUGCAAGUAGCUGAUGUACGGAAAGCCAUGAUUGUCUUUGAUAUAGACCCAAAUGCUGCACAAGAUGCUGCUCUUCCGGUGUCUGCUUGUACGAGUGCAUUGGCGAGGGCAGUUUCUGCUCCUACGACAGCUAGCAUUACUACUGCUACCACUAUAGCUAGCACUACAAGCUCUACUGCACCAACGGUCCAACAAACAACCAUCUCAACUAUGGCAACCACCAAGGCCGCAAUCCCAACUACUCCAGCAGCAACCACAACCACGAUCCCAACUACUCCAGCAACAACCAAGACCACGAUCCCAACUACUCCCACAACCACCCAACUUAUGAUCCCUACUCCUCUGCAGUGUCGAAUGUUUGAAUUUCUGUGCCGCAAUGGGGAAGAAUGUAUCCAGCACGAAUAUGUCUGUGAUGGAGAGAACGACUGUGUGGAUGGGUCUGAUGAAGAGAACUGUUCCCAGUUCUGUAGCAACCAAGGAAUGUUUGAAUGUGAGAGCGGCAACAAGUGCAUUGAGGAGCGAUAUCGCUGUGAUGGCUUUCCGCACUGUCCGGAUGGCUCCGAUGAAUCCAGCUGCUGGGUGGCGACAGCAGAGUGUGCCCUGCGCUGUGACAACGACUCACAUUGUGUGCCUGAGAGCUGGCUGUGUGAUGGUUCUCCAGAUUGCCUUGACCAGAAGGAUGAACAGAGCUGUGUUCAAGAGGAGUGCACAGAACAGGAAUUCCAGUGUAAAACUGGCCAGUGUGUUUCUUACUCCUUCCGCUGUGAUGGAGACUAUGACUGCAAGGACCACUCGGAUGAAGAAGGCUGCAUCAUCCCCAAACUCCAAAAGUGCCGUUCAGAUGAAUUCAGGUGCCUGAGAACUGGAGAGUGCGUCCUAGAGGCAUGGAAGUGUGAUGGGGACAUGGACUGCAAAGAUGGAUUUGAUGAGCAGGACUGUGAAUCUGGAGAAGUGCAGUGUGCCAUCAAGGAGUGGCGAUGCACCAGCCAGGAAUGCAUCCCUGACUUCUGGUUGUGUGAUGGGGAGGAAGACUGCAAAGAUGGGAGUGAUGAGAUGACAUGUAAGCCCAGGAAGUGCAAAGGUUAUGAGUUCCAGUGUGACACAACCUGUAUUCAUUACACUCGUGUCUGUGAUGGGAUCCGAGAUUGUGUGAAUGGAUCGGAUGAAGGUGGAAGGUGUGCCAUACCAUGCCAAAGAUCUUGCUCCCAGAUUUGUUACAAGACGCCUGCCGGGCCUAAAUGUGCUUGCAAUAAGGGGUUCAGGCUAAGCCGGGAUGGACGUUCUUGCAGAGAUAUCAAUGAAUGCAAAGAUCCGACAUAUGAGGAGACAUGCAGCCAGACGUGUCUCAAUGCAGUUGGUGCCUACAAGUGCAUUUGCCAUCCUGGAUACUUGCUGGAACCGGAUCGCCACACGUGCAAAGUAGGCGGCUCUGAGCCAAUGCUGCUAGUUGCAGUCCAGUUUGACUUGAUCCUCUAUGGACUGAGGAGCAUGAAGGAGGAUGUUAUCUUGACGACAGAGAAAGACUUGAUUAUUUUUUCCAUUGACUAUGACUUGGUGGACCAGAAAAUAUUCUGGAUGGAUCUUAAUGCAAAAAGUAUUAAGUGGAUGAACACAAAAACCAAGGAAAGGGGGAGUUUAGUAAAAGGAAUAAGGUCUGAUUGUAUAGCUGUUGAUUGGAUAGGAAGAAAUCUCUACUGGACUGAUGGGACAGCUGGACAAAUCUUGGCUACAAAGCUGAAUGGUACUUGGAGAAGAAAUCCAGAAUACACCGUGGUUCUUGAGGAAGACUUGGACCAGCCUCGCUCACUGGCUCUUCAUCCAUUGGAUGGAAUGAUGUAUUGGGCUGAAAUUACAAGUGACCCCCACAUAGAGGAAGCCAGCAUGGAUGGAAACAACAGAAGAAUACUAAUUGACACUGGACUUGGCUGGCCCACCAGCAUAACCCUUGACCUCGUGAGCUGGAGAAUCUUCUGGUCUGAUGACAAACUUCACUCCUUUGGAUCAGCCAAGUUGGAUGGCACAGACAUAAAGGUAUUCCAGCUGCCUCAGAUUCACAGUCCCUUCUCGGUGACAGUCUUUGAGGAUAACGUCUAUUGGUCCGAGAUGAAAACAAGAACUGUGCAGAAGGUGAACAAAAGGACUGGCAAGAACAGAGCAGUCCUCAUCAAGCGUCAUGGGCAGCCGUACGGGCUAAAGGUAAUGCAUGGAGUUCUUCGGCCAGCGGCACCCAACCCCUGUGAAGGAAGCAGCUGUUCACAUCUGUGCCUGUUGAAUGCCGACAAAAGAGGAAGCUGUUUUUGUCCAAGUGAACUUGUGCUUUCCAGUGACAGAUCAACAUGUGUCCCCCUAGAGCAGUCUCCAUUCAUGUUUCUGGUUGCCUCCACAGUGAUUACAAAGGUCUACUUGAAGAAGCUCUCUUCCAGUUCUGGAGAGGUAGCUCUUCCUAACUACAUGACUCUCCCUUUGACCAACACUGUUCCCCUGACAGUCACAGACUACUCUGUGCACAACUCAGCUUUUUAUUUUGCUGAAUGGGAGGGUAACUUCAUCAAGAUGCUAACGAUCAAAGAUGCUGGAAGAUCUUCCUUGAAGAAAGUCCUACCUGUGGAGGGGGCUGUGAUCUCCUUAGCUCUAGACUGGCUGAGCGGCAAUAUCUAUUGGAUUGACAAGCGCCCAGCCAUCAGUGUAGCAACAGCAACUGGCCAAUACUCAUAUGUGGUGAUUGGUGAUGAGCUUCACCGCCCGAUUUCGAUGGCACUGCAUCCCCCAACUGCAACAAUGUGUUUGGCUGACUUGGGUCCUGAGGGCCGUUCCAAGAUAGAAUGUGCCUUCAUGGAUGGCAGCAGGAGGAGAGUUCUUUGGAGGAGGUCUCAGAAGCCUAUUGGCUUAUCCAUAGUAGAAGCAGGCAGCUGGCUAUACUGGGCUGAUCAGGCCAAAGGUGUGGUGGAACGGAUACGACUGGAUGGCACCCGAUUCCGAGUCGUACAGGGAAGUCUGCGUGGUCUUAAACUCUUUGCAGCUGGAGAGGGAAUGAUGGUCUGGACAACUGCACCAGGAAAUGGCUCUACCAGGGUGUGGUACAACAAACUGGAACAGACUAUAGAGCGGCGGUGGUUUCAAGUAGGUCAGAACCUUGUGGAUGUCAAAAUUUACAGUCAGCUAAGUCAACAAGGUAGCAAUGGCUGUGCAGAAAAGAAUGGUGGAUGCAGCCAACUCUGCUUACCAGUUCCAGGAGGAAGGAACUGCAAGUGUGCCCAUGGGUAUAACCUAGAACGUGGCACUGAGUGUGUUGAAGCAAUGAAGUGUUUGCCACCAUUCCGAGCUUGUGCGGAUGACAGCAAAUGCAUUACAAUGGCCCAAAUCUGCGAUCGUCGCCUCGAUUGCUCUGAUGGAUCUGAUGAGAGAGGCUGCUCCUACCCUGACAGGGAGCGCUCACAGGUCACCGGGAGGCCACAGAUCCCAAGCGUAUCUCAGGCUGCUACUAAGACCACUUCUGGCAAAGCCACCGCCAAGGAACCCACUACUGGGGUUGUGUAUGUACAACCAGAGAUAACGCAGUACUACAAGAAAACGUCUAAAACCCAGAAAGUCACCACGGCAACAACACAAACACUUCCUGUGAGCAGAUGGCAAAAGACCACACCGUUGACGGCACAGAAGCGGGAAUGGCCUGUUGUGACACAAGCAGUGUUGAUAAGUGGACUGGAGCCCCAACCUUGCAGCAGCGAGACCUGUAACAUGAGGGGUGACUGCACCGUUAAAGGUGAUACAGUGAAGUGUCACUGUUCAUUGGGAUAUAGUGGGGAGUACUGUGAAGUGGAAGUCAGGUCUAGGUCAGGUCCUGUCAUCCUGAGCAUCAUCAUUAUCUUACUGAUUGCUAUGGCGGCUGCGGCAGGUUUUAUCUUUUUCUGGAAGCAAAGAACGCGAGAAAGGACUUCAAGUACAUCAUCAACUAGGUUUCUAACCUAUCAGAAAGACAGAGAGCUUGAAGAGAAUGUUUUAGAGAAUGAAACUGUUAUCAAUGAUGCAUAUGAACCAGAGCAGGAACUAAGAGCCCCCUUGCCAACAGACAAAGGCACAGAUAUAUAACUGAAAAUAAAAUAUUUGCAAAUACUCAUACUCUUGUUCUUGAAGUGCAGAUUCAGGAAAAAACAAUGUGUUGUGUAGCAUUCUGUCUGCAUACUCCAAAACUAAAUAACAACAGGGCUCCAUGGAUUGAGACUACUACCACAACAUCAUAGGAGAUAGAUAAUAGAAGAUAUUUACAUUGUUUUUAUUGCCAACUCAUACCUGGUUUAUGUUUUUGUGGCAUACUUCAGAGCAGCAUGAUCUUGUAUUAAUAGAAAUUAAGCCAUUAGGCGUUCUCUCUCCCAAAUCUUGAACAAAAGUUUGCCAUGCAACUAGUUCUGUUUUAU
Messenger RNA from Sphaerodactylus townsendi, 6426 nucleotides. Its product is annotated as low-density lipoprotein receptor-related protein 2-like. Lineage: Eukaryota; Metazoa; Chordata; Lepidosauria; Squamata; Sphaerodactylidae. Bases 8 to 6100 code for a protein of 2030 amino acids. The transcript has 30 exons. The record is from RefSeq and is a predicted model, not a curated record. Gene Ontology annotation, molecular function: calcium ion binding; protein binding.